AUGUCAUAUCGAUAUAUAUUAGAAUCUAAUAUUAUAAAUGAUCAUUUAAGAAAGUUUUAUUUCAAAAAUAGUAAUACUAUCAAUAAGAAACUUGAUCAAAUAUUUAUAUCACAAAAAUCUUCUCGACCAACAUGCAUCAAUAUUAAUAUAAGUAAUAAUGGGUGCAAGUUGAAGAGUAGUUGCUCAACAACAACAACAUCAUUGAUUGCUUUCAACAACUAUCAAAAAAAUAGUACUAGUUUUAAUAAUAGAUUCAAUUCAUUUAGCUCUAUAAAUCACAAUAGUAUUUCAUUAGAUAUCAAUGAGUUAAAGAGAUCAAUUGAAUAUAUUAAUAAUGGUGGUCAAAUACACAAUAGCAAUUCAAUAACCUCUGAAAUUCAAAUAGAUUCCAACAAGCUGAAUGAAAUACAUAGUACUAUUCUAUCGUUGGAUCAUAAUAACAAUCAACAACAAUUUACAAAUGAAUUACACUAUUAUAUUGCUAAAUUCUUAAUGACUUGGAAUUUACCUAGAUUCUAUAAUGAUAGAAUGCCAAACAAUGAUAGAUUAAAUAAUCCAAAUGAAUCAGAGAUGUUAAUGGCAAUGAAUUGGUUGGAUGUCAAUGUAAAGGAUAACGAUCAAUUGAAUGAGAAGUUUAUUAAUACAAGAUUGUCAUUGGCGAUGGAGUAUCCGAGAAUUGUAGAGCGUGUUCGUCAGUUGGUGUUGGACACUGUCGAUCGAGUGGAAACUAACCGUUUGGAUCCAGAUAGCUCGUUCUUCCGAUUGAUUCUCUCGUUCCAGGCAUGUCCAUAUCUCUGUCUGUGGCAAGAGAUGCGAACUCUUGGCGAUAUGAUUGUAAACAACUAUGCUUCUGCGAUGGCUAUGAUGCACCAGGAAGCACAGCAAGACAACACCAAGCUCGACUACCACUGUAUCUAUCUUAUGUUGGACAGCUCACUCUCCUAUUUAGAAACAUCAAAACAACAACAACAGCAACAACCAGCACUAUCAAGUCAUGAUGAUGACUAUUGGACAAGACACAACUAUGCAAUUAAACAAUUUGUUUAUACAAAAUCCAAGAUGGAAUGUCGAAAUCUACCGGCGGAGAUAGAGGAGUUGGCCAUUGCGAAAUUCGCAAAGGACAAUGAGAAUGCACCGCCCAACCGAAUCGCGGUGCCGGAGGAAAGCGAGAUGUCUGUAUUGGCAAACACCAUGCGAUGGUCAUUGAAAUUCGAAGAUCUUCCAACCAUGCUCUACACCGGUAUCAUCGACCACCAAAAUGGCACAGUCAAUCUAUUCGGCUACCUGCUGUACAAAGCCAAUGAAUCCACGGAGCUAGAGCUAUCGUCAGAGUUUGCUGGUCGCAUUGCAUUCGAACAGAAUCACAUCGUUCUCAACGGCCAGCUAGUUCGUACCGUUAGAAACACAGAGUCACCAAACCAAACUUAUAUCUAUACAAUGGAUACAAAGUUAAUAUUUAUAAAAGAAUUUUAA
This is a messenger RNA of Heterostelium album PN500, 1473 nucleotides long. RefSeq lists its product as uncharacterized. NCBI's taxonomy places the organism in Eukaryota, Evosea, Eumycetozoa, Acytosteliales, Acytosteliaceae. The record is from RefSeq and is a predicted model, not a curated record. The coding region runs from base 1 to 1473 and encodes 490 amino acids. The transcript has 2 exons.